AUGGGUCCUCCAAAAAAGUCCUCCAAAAAGGAUAAAAGUGGUUCCGGAUCGAGCAGUGCGAGUGGUUUCGUGGAGAACAAAUGGAACAAAAAGCGUCGGACCGAGGAUGAAGCGUACGCCGCGUUCGCCGAUGAUGACGACAGCAAUCUCGGUGAGAGUGACUUUGUGCCGGAUGCGGCCACAAAGAACGCGGAAAAGAAUGACGAAGCCAUCCAGGAGGAUGAGUACGGAGCGAAAGACUAUCGGUCGCAGAUGGAACUCAAGCCGGACAACGAAUCCCGACCGCUGUGGGUUGCACCGAAUGGGCACAUCUUCCUGGAGUCGUUCUCUCCGGUGUACAAGCAUGCUCAUGACUUUUUGAUUGCCAUCUCGGAACCGGUUUGUCGUCCCGAACACAUACACGAGUAUAAGCUGACACCGUACAGUUUGUAUGCUGCCGUCUCGGUCGGGCUGCAAACACACGAUAUCAUCGAGUACUUGAAGCGAUUGAGCAAAACUACCAUACCGGAAGGUAUCGUAGAGUUCAUUCGUCUUUGUACGCUUUCGUACGGCAAGGUGAAGCUCGUACUAAAACACAACAAAUAUUUCGUUGAAAGUCCACACCCGGAGGUGUUACAGAAGUUGCUCAAAGAUCCGGUGAUUCAGUCGUGUCGUUUGCGGCGUACCGAAGAAGAAGGAGGCGACGGUUUCAUCAAGCAAACGCUUGAGAAGGGAAAAGGAAUAACGGCCUUUGGUCAGACGAAGUUACCGGGACCAGCCGGGCAAACCGCGUUACCAACCGGGGCGGCAACAACAGAGACGGAUAAACUUGGCGAAGGAUUGGAAGUGAUCACCGAGGAGGCCACCGUACCGGAAGACAUCACGAACUUCUACGACAAGAUGGAUAACGAAGAGGAGGAAGAGGAAGCGAAUCUGAACACGGUUUCGUUCGAGGUGAACCAGGAAAAGAUUGAAACACUACAGAAACGUUGCAUCGAGAUAGAGUUUCCGCUGCUUGCAGAGUAUGAUUUCCGUAACGAUACGAUCAAUGCGGACAUAAAUAUCGAUCUUAAACCGGCCGCAGUAUUGCGCCCGUACCAGGAGAAAAGCCUUCGCAAGAUGUUUGGCAACGGACGUGCCCGGUCGGGCGUUAUUGUUCUCCCGUGCGGUGCGGGCAAAUCGUUGGUCGGUGUUACGGCUUGCUGCACGGUGCGCAAACGUGCCCUGGUGCUUUGUAACAGCGGCGUAUCGGUGGAACAGUGGAAGCAACAGUUCAAGAUGUGGUCCACCGCCGACGACAGCAUGAUAUGUCGAUUCACGUCGGAGGCAAAGGAUAAGCCGAUGGGUUGCGGUAUACUCGUGACGACGUACUCCAUGAUUACGCACACACAGAAGCGGUCGUGGGAGGCGGAACAGACGAUGCGUUGGCUGCAGGAACAGGAAUGGGGCAUCAUGGUGCUGGACGAGGUGCACACGAUACCGGCCAAAAUGUUCCGUCGCGUGCUGACGAUCGUGCAAUCGCACUGUAAGCUCGGUCUGACCGCAACGUUGCUGCGAGAGGACGACAAGAUAGCGGAUCUAAACUUCCUGAUCGGUCCAAAGCUGUACGAAGCGAACUGGCUGGAGCUGCAGAAGCGUGGGUACAUUGCGCGUGUCCAGUGCGCCGAGGUGUGGUGUCCAAUGGCGCCGGAAUUUUAUCGCGAGUAUUUGAUCGCCAAAACAUCGAAAAAGAUGCUACUGUACGUAAUGAACCCGGCCAAAUUUCGGGCCUGUCAGUAUCUCAUCCGCUACCAUGAAAAGCGUGGCGACAAAACGAUCGUGUUCAGCGACAAUGUGUUCGCGCUGAAGCAUUACGCGAUCAAGAUGAACAAACCGUACAUCUAUGGGCCAACGUCCCAGAACGAACGGAUACAGAUACUGCAGAACUUUAAGUUCAAUCCGAAAGUGAACACAAUUUUCGUGUCGAAGGUGGCCGAUACUAGCUUUGAUUUGCCGGAGGCGAACGUAUUGAUACAAAUUUCAUCCCAUGGCGGUUCCCGGCGACAGGAGGCGCAGCGUUUGGGGCGUAUCCUGCGAGCAAAAAAGGGGGCCAUUGCUGAGGAGUACAAUGCGUUCUUCUAUACGCUCGUAUCGCAAGACACGCUCGAAAUGGGCUACUCGCGAAAACGCCAGCGGUUUCUGGUGAACCAAGGUUACAGCUACAAGGUGAUAACGCAUCUGGCCGGCAUGGACAGCGACCCAGAUUUGUUCUACAAGACGCGCGAAGAACAGGGCCAGCUGUUGCAGCAGGUACUGUCGGCGACGGAUAUGGACUGUGAGGAUGAGCGUAUGCCCGGCGACGGUACGGGUGUACCGAGACCGGGUGGAUCGAAGCGAACCGGCGGGCUAAGCUCAAUGGCCGGUGCGGACGAUGCGAUCUACUAUGAGGCGCGUAAGAAAUCUGCCCACCAGCAUCCACUCUUCAAGAAGUUCCGCUGCUAG
This is a messenger RNA of Anopheles marshallii, 2460 nucleotides long. RefSeq names its product general transcription and DNA repair factor IIH helicase subunit XPB (gene hay). Gene Ontology annotation, molecular function: DNA binding; ATP binding; hydrolase activity. The transcript is spliced from 3 exons. Gene Ontology annotation, cellular component: nucleotide-excision repair factor 3 complex; transcription factor TFIIH holo complex; transcription preinitiation complex. Bases 1 to 2460 code for a protein of 819 amino acids. The record is from RefSeq and is a predicted model, not a curated record. NCBI's taxonomy places the organism in Eukaryota, Metazoa, Arthropoda, Insecta, Diptera, Culicidae. Gene Ontology annotation, biological process: transcription initiation at RNA polymerase II promoter; nucleotide-excision repair.